GGCCGCUCCACACUCCUCCUGGUUCUUUCUUGGUGUUUGUUAAAGCAUUGUCUUUUCACAAAUUGAACUACUACUGAAGUAAACUUCAUUAACCAGUCAUCGCUGUCCGGAGUUUCUUCAUUGUUCAAGAUUGUUUAGCUGUUUGGAUAGCUGGUGCAGUAUCUAGCGAGGCCAAUAACAGUGAAAAGACAGCACCACGGCAAGCAACAAAGCUAGAGAACCUAUCACGUGGAGCUCCAGUCAGCCCAAAGAGCCAAGUAAAGUGCAUUCAGUCAUCAUAAGCCACAAAAUGUCUGAAAACAAAUCCCAAAAGUCUCAAAAUAAGUCAGUACACUCUCUAAAGUCAUCAAAGGCAAGUUCUACAGCUGGCAUUGAGCUACUAAGAGCUAAAGCAAAGGCCGAAGCUGCUCAAGCAAGAGCUACAUAUGCAAAGAAAGAAAUAGAAAUCAAAGUGGAACAGGCACGUCUACAGGCAACCCUUGAUGCACUUAGAGCAGAGCAAGAAGCUGCAGCUGCAGAAGCAAAUUCAUUGGAAGCAGGACUACUACAAUUGGGCUUUGAAACACGCAGUGUAACAUACGGGUCAUGUCUUACAGAAAAUAAAGCAACACGCACAGCCCAGUAUGUUUUAGAUCAAACAAAUCGCACUGCAGCAGAGUCACCUGCCCCUGUUCAAAUUGAAAUAAAUAAUCCAGAACUCCCGUUGCAACCCUUCGUUGUAAAGCAAGAAAUGAACUACGCAGCUCCUGAAAGUGAAGUUUGUGAACCCCAGUCUGCCAGUUUCAAGCAGUUUGCUCCUCUUGCCCCAGUGUUACCCAAAAUGAACCAUGCACACAAUAGCCAUGUCGAGACCCAGCCAACUUAUGAUCUGGCCAAGUAUCUAGCCCGCAGCCAGCUCAUCACUACAGGCCUCACAAGCUUCGAUGACCAACCCAUGAACUACUGGGCAUGGAAAUCAUCUUUCAAAACCGCUAUAACAGGUUUGGACCUUUCUGCAGGAGAGGAACUAGAUCUGCUUGUACGUUACCUCGGUAAGAACUCAUCGAGACAAGUCAAACAAAUGAAAGCUGUCAACAUUAGAUGUCCUGAAGCUGGAUUAGCCAUGGCUUGGGACAGGCUCGAAGAAGUCUAUGGCUCUCCAGAAGCUAUAGAACAAGCACUCUUUCAAAAGGUAGAGAGCUUCCCCAAAAUCACCCCCAGAGAGCCUUUCAAACUCCGAGACUUAGCUGACCUAAUGUUGGAGCUUGAAGCAGCUAAACUUGAUGGAUAUUUACCAGGCUUGUCUUACUUGGACACAUCCAGGGGAAUUCAGCCAAUAGUUGACAAGUUACCUUACAAUCUGCAAGAGAAGUGGAUGACAUACGGCUCAAAGUAUAAACGUGAUCACGGCGUCAGUUUUCCGCCUUUCACUGUGUUUGCUAACUUCAUUCGCACUGAGGCCAAAAGCGAACUGACCCAAGCUUCACCCUCCACAGCUCAAACCAGUUACCUGAGAGAAAACAAAUGCCAGAAAGAUCAUCUCGCCAAGAACUGUACAACAGACAUCACUUGCACGGAGUGUGACAGCAAUAAUCACAUUUCUGCCCUCCAUCCAGGUCCAGCACCGCAGAAUCUAAAACGCCUCCCCACAGCACGGCGGGAGAGCAGCAAAGCGGAUGUCAAGAAGUCACCUCUCGGUGUACUGAGGUGUGCGGAGAAGGUUGAGGACAUGCAGUUCCUCCAAAUAAUGGACUCUGAGUUCUACCAGGACAGUGACAACAGCUGGGUUGGUCCACUGCCCUUUCGGUCGCCACGACAACGUCUACCUAACAACAGACAGCUGGCUUACGAUCGUCUCAUGUCACUCAGGCGCUCUCUAGGAAAGCGGCCUGAAAUGAAAGCACAUUUUCUGGAGUUCAUGGAGAACAUGCUCGCUAGAGGUCAUGCAGAGGUCGCACCGUCUCUAGUCCACAAUCAGGAAUGCUGGUACUUACCUUUGUUUGGGGUUUACCAUCCCAAGAAACCCACAAAGAUCAGAGUUGUGUUUGACUCAAGCGCCCCCUAUGAAGGAGUCUCUCUCAACGACGUGCUACUCACAGGCCCUGACCUUAACAACAGUCUCGUCGGAGUACUCAUGAGGCUACAUAAAGUCACCUCAAACCGCGAAGCUGUUCUGGAAGCUUUUCCACCAGAAGACAGAGCUAAAGAUGUCGAAAACUUGGAUCUGUGUGCACCAGAUCUCCCUGUCCAGCGGAGUUUGGGACUGUUGUGGAAUGUUGGCCUUGACACUUUCACAUUCAAAGUCGACGAGGAUCAAAAGCCCUUCACUCGUAGAGGCGUCCUCUCUACUGUCAAUAGCCUCUACGACCCUCUCGGGUUCCUCGCCCCCAUCACAAUCCAAGGCAGGCAAAUACUCAGAGAGCUAACCAGUUUGACGACGACUGGGGCACCUCUUCCCGGCGAUACAAAGGCAGAGUGGUGCAAGUGGAAGGACUCUCUCCAAGAUCUGCAAAGUCUGCAAAUACAGCGUCCUUACACCUCGCUCUCCACAACUAACGCCCAAAAAAGAGAACUCUUCAUAUUUGCUGAUGCGUCUGUAAAAGCCAUUGCAGCCGUUGCAUAUAUCAAAGUCUCAACAUCAGAAAGCACAGAAAUUGGAUUUGUGUUUGGAAAGACCAAGUUGGCUCCUCAAUCAGGCCUCACGAUUCCAAGACUCGAGCUAUGUGCCGCAGUGCUCGCAGUUGAAGUUGCAGAGUUGAUAGUAGCAGAAAUGGACAUUUCAUUUGACAACAUUGAGUACUAUACGGACAGCAAAGUUGUGCUAGGAUACAUAUACAACCAGACCCGAAGAUUCUAUGUGUACGUGCAUAACCGAGUCCAACGCAUACUCCAGUCGACACGCCCUCACCAAUGGAAGUACGUUCCAUCUGGGCUCAACCCAGCAGACUACGGGUCUCGUUCUGUGACAGCAGCCCAACUGAGCAACACAACAUGGUUGGAAGGACCGGCCUUCCUCCUCAAGCCUUCACUACAGGUACCUCCUUUUGAAAAUUACAACCUUGUUGAUCCUGCUGCUGACAUAGAAGUACGCCCCUUGGUGACAACAAACCUGACUCGUGUCACAAAACCAGCAAUCGCUCCAACAUGUUUUGAAAAGUUUUCAAACUACAGCGCUCUCAUCAGAGCAAUAGCCCAGUUGAUUCAUGUUGUUCGCUCAUUCAAUCACUCCAACCAAGCAUCCAGCUGCCACGGCUGGCACCUUUGUCGACCUACAGAAGAAGAAAUGGCAAAGGCAAAGAUUUGUGUCAUAAAGAAUGUUCAAAGUGAGUACUACAAAGAAGAGCUAAAAUGCAUAUCAGAAGAGACAAAGAUUCCCCUCUCAAGCAGUCUUUGGAAGCUGCACCCCAUAUUGGACAAUGAUGGACUCUUAAGAGUUGGGGGCCGAAUCACACAUGCUGAACUGGGUAUCGACACCACUCACCCUCUCAUCAUUCCAGCCAGACACCACUUGGCGGAUGAAGGUCGCACCCAUUCACGUGACGUGGGUGUGGAUGUGUUUGGGCCGUGGGACGUUUUCACCCGUCGCACAAGAGGAGGUCAAGCCAAUUCCAAAAGGUGGGCCGUCAUGUUUUCCUGCAUGUCUACGAGAGCAGUACAUAUCGAGUUAAUCGAAACAAUGAGCACUGACAGUUUCAUAAACGCUCUGAGGCGGUUUUUUGCAAUCAGAGGCCCAGCAAAACAAAUCAGGUCUGAUUGCGGCACAAAUUUAAUCGGCGCCUCUCACAAACUGAAAAUGGUUGAGACGGAUCUCUCCAUCAAAGAUGUCGAAGGCUACUUGAACAAACAAAACUGCUCAUGGAUCUUCAAUCCUCCGCACGCAUCACAUAUGGGUGGUGCUUGGGAGCGAAUGAUCGGGAUUGCCAGGCGCAUCCUCAACUCCAUGUUCCAAGAUUGUAAAAGGGCAAUCUUGACCCACGAACUGUUGUCUACGUUUAUGGCUGAAGUCUGUGCCAUCAUGAAUACUCGUCCUCUUGUUCCUGUGUCUACCGAUCCUGAGUCACCUCUUAUCCUCACGCCGUCGAUGCUGCUCACCAUGAAAACAGGAUGUGCGCCACCACCUCCUGGAAACUUUGAAAAUGGGAUACUUCUGAAAGAACAAUGGAAAAGGGUUCAAAGUCUCGCUGAUAUCUUUUGGUCGAAAUGGAGACGUGAGUAUCUUCAUACUCUGCAGUUGCGCCACAAAUGGCAGGAUAAGAAACAAAGCCUCAAGGAAGGAGACAUCGUUCUGCUCAAGGACUCUCAGGCCAAAAGGAACGAGUGGCCCAUGUCUAUUAUCUCCAAGACCAUCCCAGGGAAGGACGGACUUGUCAGGAAAGUUGAAGUAACUACUUCUCAUGCGGGAACUAAGAAGACUUUUUCGCGCCCUGUGACCGAAGUGGUUCUGCUUUUGUCCCCCGAGCAAUUCAGUGACUGUUAAUUUGAAUGUGGGAUAGUAUUCUCCCAGGCGGGGAGUGUUAUGUUUAUUGUGUAUAAUAUUGCUAGUGUUAUUAUUAGUUGAAAUACGCCACCUUGUGGUCACUUUAAGUUAUUGUUUGAAUUAAUAGUAGAAGAAGAAUAUGGACAGGAAGUGCUACAUUGUUGCCCUUGGUUACCAGAAUCGAACGGCCGCUCCACACUCCUCCUGGUUCUUUCUUGGUGUUUGUUAAAGCAUUGUCUGUGAGUAUUACUUGGUUAAAACAUUGAGACACCUGUAAUGUUACAUGAUAUGAUGGUAUUGUGUAAAGUUGUAUGUUUAUAGCCCGUUAUUAUUACGCUAAUGAGUCCGUUUUUAUAUGCUAAUUUCUUGUUGCUAAUCGCUAGCUAACAUCCUCAUUUCAUUGAAAGUCAAUGCCAUGUUGGUCCUUUAUUUUAUUUAUAUCAUUCUGUAAAGCCUAGAUUGUAAUACAUUGCAUUUCUGUAUGUUACAGUUUCACAAAUUGAACUACUACUGAAGUAAACUUCAUUAACCAGUCAUCGCUGUCCGGAGUUUCUUCAUUGUUCAAGAUUGUUUAGCUGUUUGGAUAGCUGGUGCAGUAUCUAGCGAGGC
This is a messenger RNA of Gambusia affinis (western mosquitofish), 5065 nucleotides long. RefSeq lists its product as uncharacterized. The record is from RefSeq and is a predicted model, not a curated record. Lineage: Eukaryota; Metazoa; Chordata; Actinopteri; Cyprinodontiformes; Poeciliidae. The transcript has 6 exons. Gene Ontology annotation, molecular function: nucleic acid binding. Bases 290 to 4456 code for a protein of 1388 amino acids.